AUGAAGCUCUGUCUGCCUGCCCUGUUUCUGUUGGCUGCGUUGCAUGUGAAUUUUGCUCACUCCCUAGAAUGCCACGUGUGCUGCGGGCCUGAGAGCUGCCGGGCUCCCGUCGAAUGCUCCCCGACAGACAAGUACUGUCUUAUUACCCGGGCAAUCAACUCAAUCAACCCCAACCAUAUCUUGGUGAUGAAGUCCUGCGCCCCUACGUGCCCGAACAGCACCAUUUCAACUGAUGGACAUGCUAUUUCUGUUGCCUGCUGCCAGACAAAUAGAUGCAAUGGGAAGGUGGAGAAAGAUGCUUCUGCUAGCCUAGCCAUCAGCCGAGGGGUUCUGUGGGUGGGUGUCUCCACCAGCCUUCUAUGGGUGCUCCUCCAAGCUGCCUGGUGA
Trichosurus vulpecula (common brushtail) is the source of this 387-nucleotide messenger RNA. RefSeq names its product secreted Ly-6/uPAR domain-containing protein 2-like. Bases 1 to 387 code for a protein of 128 amino acids. NCBI's taxonomy places the organism in Eukaryota, Metazoa, Chordata, Mammalia, Diprotodontia, Phalangeridae. Gene Ontology annotation, molecular function: acetylcholine receptor inhibitor activity. The record is from RefSeq and is a predicted model, not a curated record. The transcript has 3 exons.